This is a messenger RNA of Notothenia coriiceps (black rockcod), 332 nucleotides long. Its product is annotated as putative RNA-binding protein Luc7-like 1. Gene Ontology annotation, cellular component: U1 snRNP. The record is from RefSeq and is a predicted model, not a curated record. The transcript has 2 exons. The annotation marks the transcript as partial. Gene Ontology annotation, biological process: mRNA splice site recognition. Gene Ontology annotation, molecular function: mRNA binding. Lineage: Eukaryota; Metazoa; Chordata; Actinopteri; Perciformes; Nototheniidae.
UAUCUGUGUUGUUUCCCAGGCUGCAGAACAUCUUCAGUCCUUCAUCGCUGACUGCGACCGCAGGACUGAGCUGGCUAAGAAGAGACUAGUGGAGACGCAGGAUGAGAUCAGCGCUGAAGUGGCUGCAAAGGCUGAACGCGUCCACGAGCUGAACGAAGAGAUCGGGAAGCUGCUGGCCCGGGCGGAGCAGCUCGGGGGCGAAGGGAACGUAGACGAAGCCCAGGAGGUGCUGGAAAUGGUGGAGAAGACGCGCGGUUUAAAGAAAGAAGCAGAGGUCAGAGAGAUAAUAACUGCUUUAUUGUGACUAGUUUAUUGCUGUAAUUGAUUAUUAA